Molecule: messenger RNA, 2517 nt
Organism: Podospora anserina S mat+
Lineage: Eukaryota; Fungi; Ascomycota; Sordariomycetes; Sordariales; Podosporaceae
Exons: 4
Biological process (GO): receptor-mediated endocytosis; intracellular protein transport; Golgi to vacuole transport
Cellular component (GO): Golgi apparatus; AP-1 adaptor complex; membrane coat
Molecular function (GO): clathrin-cargo adaptor activity
Source: RefSeq, a predicted model, not a curated record
CGUGCCUGCAACCCCACAGUCAAGCAGUUCAUCCGCAACGUACGCGCCGCGAAGACCAUCGCCGACGAAAGAGCCGUCAUUCAGAAAGAAAGCGCAUCCAUCCGUGCCAGCUUCAGGGAAGAGAGCGCAGACCACGGUGUCAGGCGGAACAAUGUGGCCAAGCUACUCUACCUCUUCACGCUUGGCGAGCGCACUCAUUUCGGCCAGAUUGAGUGCUUGAAGCUUCUCGCAUCACCUCGUUUCGCCGACAAGCGGUUAGGGCAUUUGGCAACAAGUUUGCUGCUGGACGAGAACCAGGAGGUUCUCACCUUGGUCACCAACUCUCUCCAAAAUGACCUGCAACAUUCUAAUCAAUACGUGGUCGGUCUUGCCUUGUGUACUCUCGGAAACAUCGCCUCGGUCGAAAUGUCGAGAGAUUUGUUCAGUCAGAUCGAGAACCUGAUAUCCACCGCGAACCCCUAUAUUCGACGAAAAGCAGCCCUCUGCACCAUGCGGAUUUGUCGAAAAGUACCAGACCUACAAGAACACUUUAUCGAAAAGGCGAGCCAGCUUCUGUCCGAUAGGAAUCACGGCGUGCUGCUCUGCGGCCUGACCUUGGUCAACAGUCUUUGCGAGGCCGACGAAGCCGAGGGCGGUGAGGAGGGAAUUGUCGACAAGUUCAAGCAGUUCGUCCCUGCUCUCGUGAGGAUUCUGAAGGGGCUGGCAUCCUCGGGAUAUGCCCCUGAGCACGACGUCACUGGAAUUACAGACCCCUUCUUGCAGGUCAAGCUUCUGCGGUUGCUUCGUGUUUUGGCCCGCAAUGAUGCCCAGGUAACAGAACAGAUCAACGAUAUUCUCGCGCAGGUCGCGACCAACACCGACUCUUCCAAGAAUGUUGGAAACUCGAUUCUCUACGAGGCGGUACGGACGAUUCUGGAUAUCGAGGCGGACUCUGGCUUGCGUGUUCUGGGUGUGAAUAUUCUGGGCAAGUUCUUGACGAACAAGGAUAACAACAUUCGCUACGUCGCGCUGAACACCUUGGUCAAGGUGGUGGCCAUCGAUACUAACGCCGUACAAAGACAUCGGAAUACUAUUUUGGAGUGUCUGAGGGAUCCCGAUAUCAGCAUCAGGAGAAGAGCCUUGGACCUCAGCUUUACCCUCAUCAACGAGAGCAAUGUUCGGGUUCUGAUUAGGGAACUGUUGGCAUUCUUGGAGGUGGCCGAUAACGAGUUUAAGCCAACCAUGACCACCCAAAUUGGCGUCGCUGCGGACCGUUAUGCACCAAACAAGAGGUGGCAAUUCGAUACCAUGUUGCGCGUGCUGAGCUUGGCGGGCAAUUACGUGAAGGAGCCGAUCUUGUCGUCCUUCGUUCGUCUUAUCGCCACAACCCCUGAGCUUCAGACGUAUGCCGUACAAAAGCUUUACGCGAAUCUCAAAAAGGACAUCACACAGGAGAGCUUGACACAAGCCGGUGCUUGGUGUAUUGGUGAGUAUGGCGAUGCUCUGCUCCGUGGUGGUCAGUACGAGGAGGAGGAAUUGGUCAAGGAGGUCAAGGAGCACGAAAUCGUUGAUCUCUUUUCCACCAUUCUUAGCAGCAGUUAUGGUACUCAGGUUACCACCGAGUAUGUGAUCACAGCCUUGGUCAAACUCACGACCAGGUUCUCCGAGCCAGCACAGAUCGAACGGAUACGGCGCCUGUUGCAAAACCACCAGACAAGUUUGGACGUCGAGGUGCAACAACGUGCGGUUGAGUUCAGCAACCUGUUUUCAUACGACGACAUUCGCCGUGGUGUGCUCGAGAAGAUGCCGCCUCCUCAGAUCAAGGAAUCAUCACGAGUACUUGGCGAAGCGGCGAAGAAGACGAAGAAGGCGGACAACAGGAAGUCCAAGUCUCUCAAGCCGAAAGAGGAGGAUCUUCUUUUCGACCUCAUGGGCGAUAGCGGACCAUCGGCCCCGUCGCCAGUCAAUGGCACUCAGAACGCGGAUUUGCUUGCGGAUAUUCUUGGAGGAGCCAGCGCCCCGGCUCCUACCAGCUCUUCGCCAGCUCCGGUACAGUCCAAUGUGGCCUCGAUCAUGGAUCUCUUUUCGCAAGGACCAACGUCCACGCCACCUCCCGGCCCGGCUGCUGCCGCCCCUCCACCCAGCGCCGCCCUCUUCUCCAUGGAUGCUGUCCCAGCACCACAGGCGGCCGCUGCUCCUGCUGUCCCAGUUGGACACCCUUGCUACGACAACAACGGCCUGAACGUGACUAUCCAGACACAAAGAAACGCGGAAGGCACAGUUCAGGCCAUCGCCAGAUUCAAGAACACGUCUGGGGCCCCUCUCUCCAAUGUUGGGCUGCAGGCUGCUGUGCCAAAAUCACAGAAGUUGCAGUUACUCAGCAUUUCAUCGACAGAUGUGGCGCAUGGUGCUGAGGCCACACAAAUGAUGAGGGUAGCGGGUUGCAAGGGGCCUCUGCGGUUGCGCUUGAAGAUUGGGUAUACUCACCCCGCGGCGGGACAGGUAAUGGAUGUGGUUGCUUGGCAGGAGCCUGCUUAA